AUGCUGCUGCUCUGGACGUUCUCGCUGCUGCUGGGAGCAGUAGCAGGAGGUGAAAUCUGCUACAAUAAACUCGGCUGCUUCAGCGAUGCUGCUCCGUGGGGAGGAACCAUCAUAAGACCCUUGAAAAUGUUACCCUGGGCUCCGAGUAUUAUCAAUACCCGCUUCCUCCUAUACACUAAUGAGAAUCCAAGCAAUUAUCAAGAACUUGUUGCAGAUGCAUCAAAGAUCAAGAAUUCCAACUUUAAAACAAAUAGAAAAACCCGCUUUAUUAUCCAUGGAUUCACAGACAAAGGAGAAGAAAAUUGGCUGACCAAUAUGUGCAAGAACAUGUUUCAGGUGGAAAGCGUGAAUUGUAUCUGUGUGGACUGGAAAGGUGGCUCUCGAACUGGAUACACCCAAGCCACACACAACAUCCGAGUUGUGGGUGCCGAAGUGGCCUAUUUUGUUAAAGUCCUUCAGUCUGAAUUGGGAUACUCACCUUCCAACGUCCAUGUCAUUGGCCACAGUCUGGGUUCCCAUGCUGCUGGGGAGGCUGGAAAGAGGACUGAUGGGGCCAUUGGACGAAUCACAGGGUUGGAUCCUGCUGAACCUUACUUUCAGGAUACACCUGAAGAAGUUCGAUUGGACCCCAGUGAUGCCCAAUUUGUGGAUGUAAUUCACACAGAUGCUGGCCCCAUGAUUCCCAACUUGGGAUUAGGAAUGAGCCAAACUGUGGGUCACCUGGAUUUCUUUCCAAAUGGAGGGGUGGAAAUGCCCGGAUGUCAGAAGAACAUUAUCUCUCAGAUUGUUGACAUAGAUGGAAUUUGGGAAGGAACUCGCGACUUUGUGGCCUGUAACCACUUAAGAAGCUAUAAGUAUUACACGGAUAGCAUUGUCAACCCUAGUGGCUUUUCUGGCUUCUCUUGUUCCUCUUAUAAUGACUUCAGUGCGAAUAAGUGCUUCCCCUGUACAAGUGGAGAAUGCCCCCAGAUGGGUCACUAUGCUGAUAGAUUUCCUGGGAAAACAAGUGGAGUGGGCCGGAAAUUUUAUUUAAAUACUGGUGAUUCCAGUAAUUUUGCUCGCUGGAGGUAUCGUGUAGCUGUUACACUGUCUGGAAAGCAGGUUACAGGAUAUGUGCUAGUUUCUUUGCUUGGAAAUGGAGGGACCUCUAAACAAUAUCAAAUUUAUAAGGGUUUGCUCCAGCCAGGAAAGACUCAUACUAAUGAUUUUGAUUCUGAUGUGGAUGUUGGGGACUUGCAGAAUGUUAAAUUUCUUUGGAACAACAAUGUGAUCAAUCCAACCCUGCCCAAAGUUGGAGCAUCUAGGAUCACAGUGACAAGAAAUGAUGGAAGAGUGUUCAACUUCUGUAGUUCAGAAACUGUGAGAGAGGACGUUUUGCUCAGCCUCAGCCUGUGUUAG
This is a messenger RNA of Chinchilla lanigera (long-tailed chinchilla), 1398 nucleotides long. Its product is annotated as pancreatic triacylglycerol lipase-like. Gene Ontology annotation, molecular function: protein binding; triacylglycerol lipase activity. Gene Ontology annotation, biological process: lipid metabolic process. The transcript has 12 exons. NCBI's taxonomy places the organism in Eukaryota, Metazoa, Chordata, Mammalia, Rodentia, Chinchillidae. Bases 1 to 1398 code for a protein of 465 amino acids. The record is from RefSeq and is a predicted model, not a curated record.